Molecule: messenger RNA, 3203 nt
Organism: Owenia fusiformis
Lineage: Eukaryota; Metazoa; Annelida; Polychaeta; Sabellida; Oweniidae
Source: the annotation of a GenBank genome assembly
GGAUAGAAAAUGGCGACCUAAAUUUUGUCAAAAUAUGUUUGGAGUGUUUUUUAGCUAAAUAAACCCACUUACUGAACCUUGAUUGGGUUUAGCAACCAUUCCAAAUAAUCUAGCAUUGAUGGUAAUGCAUGCAAGGAAAUAUCAAAGGCUAAACGACGGGUAUUAUGACCGAAAUGACUCCCACUCAUACUCGGGCCCUGACAAAUACCCACCGAAAAACUAUUGGCCGGAGAGAGAUCGUGACCGCUACAAAGACCAUGACAGGGGAUCCCCAUACAGUAGACGGAGAGACCGAUCUGACAGCCCAUCUAGUCGCCCAAGCCCUCGCUACCACAACAAAUCUUCUUACCUUGAUAGAAACAGGGAUCGCUAUGACAGAGGUUCAAACCAUUCAAGCCCCGUGUCGCCCUCCGACAGGAAAUCAAAUCACUCCUAUCACAAUGACAGCGAUUUCAACCGCAGUUACAACCACGAUAGAGCUUUUACGAACACUAGAGAGUCUCGCGACAGUGGCAGGGAUGUACGAGACAGGGACAGAGAUUCUCGGGACAUGCGCGAGAGAGACACAAGGGAUAUCAGAGAAGGACGGAAUCAGAUCAGAGAAUCUAGGGAAAGUCGAGCAUUUGGAGAUAGUAGAGAAAUUCAAGAAAGCAGAGAUGGACGAGAAAGUGUGCGAGAAAGUACACGAGAAAGUGUACGGGAAAUGCGAGAGACUGCACGAGAAAGAGGUAGCAAUAGAGAGCGACAAGAUAGCACUGCCAGCAAAGAUGGUACACAGCGAGAACACAAAGUUGAUGUUCAGAAGUCUGCUCAACGACUGUGUGGUGAUUGGUCAGAGCACAUUAGCUCCUCUGGGAAGAAAUACUACUACAAUGUCAAAUCUGAAGUAUCCCAAUGGGAAAAACCUAAGGAAUGGAAUGAGGCCCUUGUCACAAAGCCUGCUUGUGUUAAAGAAAAAGAACGACAGCAGCAAGAUAAACAAAGACAAGCCUAUAACGAAAAAUCAGAUAAAAGAAAACCACAUUCCAGUAGCCAAGCAAGCGAGCGGAAUGAUACAUCACAUCAAAGUAGUUCCGGAGAUAGGACUAAGCACUACCAUAAAGAUAGGCCUGGAGAUGUGGGCCGGACUAACUCUAAUGAUCAUGUACAGCAUCGGAUUGGUGGCAGUAGUGGGCAUUCUAGGCAGCACCACACGCCACACCAGUAUGAUUACUCUAAAGUAGACACUAAAACACAACAUAAACACUCUAGUGGAAAUAGUAAUGGUUAUACUAGCAACAAUGAGCGGUAUGACCGUCAUACUUCAGACCCCCCUCACCAGGCAUUAUUUAACUCACAGAAUUCACAAGAAAGUAGGCUGCAUGAAAAUGAAGACAACCAACAUGAAGAAGAUAUGGACAUCUCACCUGGGUCAACCCCAACUAAUUCACGUCCUCCAUCUCGGCAGUCUCACCCUAGUAGUACCCCACACUACCCCCCUAAUAGCACCCCUGGGAUAAUCCAUGGAACCCCACCCACAUCUACGCCUUCAUAUAAUCACAGCUAUCCCACAGUGAGCACCCCCACAUCUAUGGCAAUACCACAGUUAAUAACACAUCUGGGUGAGAAGACUCUACAGAAAGUAGACAACCAACAGCUCACUCAGCAAGCUUUACAAACUCUUCAGAAGUUGCACAAGGCUCUUAGUACAAGAGUUAGCAAGCAUCAACACAAUACAGGGCACUCUCCUCGGUCAACUAUAGAUCAAUCUCCACAAGUGCAGGUGUCCCCUCACAUGGAGCAGAUGAACCACACCCCCAACUUGGAGUCUGAGAGACACCACCAGGAGCACCAUCCCCUAGGGCACCAGAGCCCACCCUGUUCCCCAAACAGCCACAGAUCUCCAAGGGCAGUGAGUCCUGCUCCCAGUGACGGUAGUUCCCAAGACUUGCCAGCAAAUAGCAGCAACAUCAGUGCUCCACCUGUACAACAGCCCAGUGUUCACCUUACCCCCUCCCUCAGUAACUACUACAAAGACAGCCUACUGGGUCAUGUCAGGGGCUGGCCAGGGGACCAUUUUGACAGACAGGCAUGUCGCUAUGCGGACGAGGCUCACACAAUCGGCAAUCUUCACUGCACCAAGGUCUCUGCUGAUUUGAAGAAAGCACGAUCUUUAGUCAGGGUAGCGGAAAUACAGGCCACCUUACAAGAACAAAGAAUAUUAUUUUUACGACAGCAAAUUAAAGAUCUGGAGAGCUUAAAGAACCAAACAACGUAUAUGCCAUCACGCCCCGUUGCCACGGAGACACCGCCCAAAUAGCACCUCCAGAGCCACUCGGCAAAAUCUAGAGUUUAAAUGCAGUCUUAACAAAGGAUGGUGUUUUCUUAAAUCAUUGUCAUUUGUGUGGCUUCUACAACUAUGUUUUCCUAACGUAUCACUUUUCAUAAUCAUUAAUUCAUUCAUUUUACAUAGCUAUUUCAAAAUAUUGUGUGCUCUGAUCUGUGAAAUUCAAUUGUCUUGUACAAAUUCAUUUCACGAAUCCUAAUUCGUAUUUUUGAGAAAGGGACACCAGGAUAAUUUUCAAUGCUAAUUAGUCUUAAAUUAUAAGUCGUAUUUCUUCAAUUCAUUUUGCUCAUUUAAUUUUAAGAGACACCAUCCUUGUGUAAUCUAGUUUUAUUUUAGAAUUGUAAUAUAUUAUUGUAUAAAAUGUACAUUUGCUGAGUAAUGAAUAAGGCCAGGUUAGGGUAGCUAGUUUUGUCAGAUUGUGGUGAAGAUUUAUGUUGACAUCACCACUAUGUAGGGUUUGGAUAGAGCUAGAACAAAACAUGGAAAAUAAGUGAAAUAUUACAUGAUAACAUAUAGCAUUGUGACAUAAUGAUAAUGUUCUGAUCUUACAAUGACUUGCAUGAUGUACGUACAAGGUAUACUUAAUUUUAUAAAUCACAAUACUUUGUAAAUUAACAGCCUAGUGAAAUAUGUUCCAAAAUGAUUUAUGCAUACAAAAAUCUGUUUGUAUUAAAAAUGAUUUUAUUUUUUUAAGAUGUGAUUAGAAAUGUCACCAGUCCUGGUUUUGUAAUUGAUUAUUUAUUUGUUUUAUCUAUGGUUCAACUUUGCAUUAUCAUGUUUACGCACUGUCUGUCAGUUGCAAGACACAUUCAUACCAUGUCAGUUCUUUCAUUGCUUGUGUACAUAACCAUAUAUCCAUGGUUUUUGGUAUUUCAAU